This is a messenger RNA of Botrytis sinoallii, 2517 nucleotides long. RefSeq lists its product as uncharacterized. The record is from RefSeq and is a predicted model, not a curated record. The transcript has 3 exons. Lineage: Eukaryota; Fungi; Ascomycota; Leotiomycetes; Helotiales; Sclerotiniaceae.
ACUUGCUCUUUCUUAUUGUUCGAUUUUCGAUCUCAACUGUAUGUAAAGAAUUUAACCUGAUUUGCGUUAUUGAAUCUUUUCAUUUAUUGUAUACUUCAAACAACAUCAAAUUAAUCAUGACUGCCAAAUUUAAUCUACUUGUCACACCGACGCAAGAGCGCAGACCUGUCCGACACGAUGUCAAUGAAGACAAAAAGUCUGAGAAACUUAGAACGAUGUACUUGUACACUAUGAUGUUUCUCUCGAUAGCUUCUCCCAUUCUUCAUGAAUCUUCCCUCAUUGCUUGGCUUAUCAAUAUUCUUUGCACUGUCGCUCUCAUGGUAGCUGUCGUUCGGUCACAUCCUGAAGAAAUUAAAAAGUUUGGCCCUGUGGUAUUGCCGACAGCCAGCUUAUUCUUGGUAAUGAUAGUGUUCACAAGUCGUGUAUCGCUACUAGAAAUUAUGCCUUGGAUACCAUUUGCCUUUUCCAUGUGGCUUUUGAUCACCGUUUACUCUUGCCCAGCGACGGUAUCACUGGUUCAAGAAGUCCUCAGAGGAGCCAGGCUGGAUUCACCAAAACAUGGCCAUUAUAUCCAAAACUUUAUCUGGGAUGUCGAGGAAGGCCAGGACCAAGCCCCAAGCUUUGGUUUUAAUCAAAAGGAGCCCCUGAAACGUGUAUCGCAGUCUACUAUGGAUCACGAGGUUGCAUUCAUGGGUCGUCCUACUUCAAUCAUAAGCACAACUCCCAGUGAUAUUGAUUUAGAUGAAGGUAAUGCGACCGCAAGGUUGGUAGGCGCCAGACUUCUGUCCCACUUUCGAGAGGAUAAUCGUGAAUCCAUUCAAUUCCUGGAUAACUUGAGGUUCCACUCACAGGAUAAUCUCACAAACUCCCUGGAGGCUUCAGAUGAUUCGUUGAUAGGCCACCACUCAAAAAUCGGGUCGGAAUUCAGCGACCACAUAUAAUGAACAAUCCGUUUAUAUGCAGCAAGAGGUUACCAGAGCUCACUAUGUCAGUUUGUCCAGAUUCUCUACUGCCGAAUUCAGCCCUAAAGCCCCAGAGCUGUGGAUGUCCUGAGAUAUAUACGUUUUUCAGUUGGAUUCCAAGCCGAUAGAAACAUUCUGCAAAUGGAUCCACAUUCCAUAGAUUUCUCGGAUGCAUAUUUCCAUGUGCAGUAUUUCUUUUGUUCUUUUGUGCUUUAUACCAUGGGACCACUAUAACUUUACCCCUGGAAAUUCGAACGUCGUGCUCUUUUCCGGAGUUUUUAUCCACAAGGACAUGACUGCCCCAAAAUCGGAACCCAGACCAUCUUACACUUCAUCACGCCUGCGUCCGAGAUCAAUUCCAACCAAGGAGCCACUUGCGACCAGGAAUAUACCCCGAGGAUGUUUCUUGGCCGGGAAUAGAUGAGAAUUGCAAAUAUUGAGCUUAGAAAGUGAUGACAAAGACCUACUAUAACCAUUAGUAUGGCAGUCAUUCAGUUCAUAUAUUUGUUGCUUCUUAACCUGUCCCAUGGAAAUCCCAUCCCAAGGUGUCAAUGGACUCACGAUCUCACCGUUAAAGCCCACCGACAAUCGCCUCCUCUCACCAUUGACCUCAAUUUGUACACAUCAUAGUCUAAUCCAGAUGCUGUAUAUAUGAUAUAGGAACCAAACCCGCCAACCAAAAUAUGUGUCUUCUCUUUCGAAUUUUCUGAUGUGAUUGUGUUACAUCACUAACCACAAACAUCCGAAAUAUGUCUUUCGAGGAAACAUAUACUUCAAGGUGGCGCUUUGAAGCAGUGCUCUCUGAUGAGGCUCUGAACGGCCAAUAUUUUUCUCACGGUGACUGAUCUGUCAUAUCUGACCGUAGCUUUUACUCAAACAGUAAGCUUUGGUCGGCGCAUGGGAAUAUGGUGGAACAGAAUAGGAACUUUUGGGGGUUCGUGUGUUAGCGUUACCGCUUAAGGUUGGUAUGCGGAGAGAGGUUGGAAUUUGUGAAAAGGGCUUCAAUUGUGUUCAUUGGGGAGGGUCUUUGGACGCAGAAAUACAGCACAGAAAGUACUGUGCAAAUGGAAAAACGGGCGAUGUUCUGAUAUUUUCUUGUGUUUCCUUUUUAGUUCGACGCGGCAAAGCACAGUUCCUGGCGGCAAAACUCGACGCAUUAUAGCUUCAUUGGUUCAAUAUACCUAAGCAUAGAUGGACAUGCGGAGAAGAUGGCGGGGGGGCAAUAGAUACUACUAUUUCCUAUUCAUGUUGCAUCGAACUCGCAGGCGAUUCGGGGAGGAACCUUUUUGAGCCUAUCAUCAAUCAAUGGGUUGUUAGAUCACAUGGUGCAUGUUGGUUAGCCUUGGUAGUAGCAUUCUUGGACUUUGUAAAUGUCAUCACCCGAAAUUUGAUUGUUUCUCGGGUCACCCGUCACGCCAGUUUUCCUCUGAUAUGGUAUCCGAAACGUAGAAUACAUGGAUCAUAGUUUAGAUAGAUUGACCGAGGAAGGAGUUGUCCAUCAUACAUCUUUCUUCAUUCUACGGAGACUGUAGGUACAAAGCAAAUAUUGACUUUC